This is a messenger RNA of Aphanomyces invadans, 601 nucleotides long. RefSeq lists its product as hypothetical. The transcript has 4 exons. The record is from RefSeq and is a predicted model, not a curated record. NCBI's taxonomy places the organism in Eukaryota, Oomycota, Saprolegniomycetes, Saprolegniales, Verrucalvaceae. Bases 1 to 579 code for a protein of 192 amino acids.
AUGGAAGCACCACAGUUCACCCUCGAGCAUGGAACGACCUACGGCGUGUCGGGGGAUCAUCUUGCGUCGAUGCGACUCUUCCACAUGCUCGCGGCAACAGCAGCUGCGAUGGGUGAACGAGUCCUGAUCCUUUCACCAUUGCUUUCUGCGACUACCGCGGCUUUGGCGUCAAUGCUUGCAGACGACGACGAGAUGCUCGAACGAUUAGCGCGCAUCCAACUUGCAUGCAUGUCCGACAUCGCACACGUUGUUUCAACUCUUGCUGCCAUCGAUUCAUGGUCCACGACUCGGUGUAUUUUCGUCGACGCUCUGUCGUUGUGCCCACCCCAUCCAGACAUCUAUGAGCUUGCCCACAUUCGAUCUACGUGUCUCGCUCUCAAGCGAAUCGCAACUGUUCACCGGGCCAUUGUCGUCGUUGUGUUCCGAUCGUCCAUGACGCAGUGGCUCACUUCGCACCACGUGCUGCUCACACCGUACCAUCCAUCGACGUCGUCCGGACAGAAAGACAUGGUGACUGCCGUCAUUGCCCGAACAGGCGCGACAUGCUUAUGUUCGUUAUCUACUGUUCUAAUGUCCUAACACGUUGUUGCUCUAAGCACAA